CAUACGCCAUCUUUUAUUGAAGUUUUACAACAGCUGCGAAUGAAAAGCGAAAACUCAUUUCUCCUCUGACGGCAAAAAUCGAAGGUGUGUAAAAUUUUAUACGAGGCUUUAAAGUGCUAAUAGUAUAAUUAUUGAAACCGCAAGGAUUUUCCGUAGAGGAUUUGCAAGAGAACGCGUUCAGUAUAAAAUUAUUCAAUAUCAAAUAUUUGAUAGAUACUUCAUAAGUUCUCUACACCAUUCGUCGUGAAGCGUCGCGGCUCUGCGCUGUUCCCCGCUGAGUGUCGCUCGAAAAGACGGUUCACAGUCUUCGGUAGGCGUUAACGUCUGCCAAAUUAUAAGCGACCUCUGUGAAGAAAUAAUUCAAGAGAUCAACAUAAAUAUAACCGUCUAAAAUGUCUGAAUCAGUUGAUGGAGAUAGCGAAGCUCAGGAUUUAGAUGCUUUAAUGCAUUCUAUACACAAGGAAAUUACGCUUUGUCUGUCUGAUGAACUAGAUACUGCUAAGCAGGAAUCACCAAAAAUCAAUCCAGAUGAAGCUGUUAAUUCUGCCGAAAUGGAAAAUAACCUAUACUACUUGGAUGAAGGUGGAAAUAUAUACCUAACGUUGAACUCGGAAAAUACUUCAGAUACUGCAUGUAGUCAAAAAAGAAUUGUUCAACCUGAAUUAGAAGCCGAACCAAAGCGCAAGGCUAAAUGCACGAAGGAUGGACUGGUAUAUUUAAAAAAUUCAAAGGUAAAAGCUAAAUCGGAAGAAGACGUCGAUGAUCCAAAUGAUGAAAUCUAUGAGUUCGAUGAGCUGGAGGAACCAACUGGAUCGCAAGAAGGUCAGGAGAUGUUGUUAACGAAAGUCAUACCUGUUAAAGCAACAGAUUCUGUUCAAACGAUUACGCAUAAGUGCCCACAUUGUAUUUAUCGAACACAUAAACGAUACAUGUUAUCCCGCCAUAUGAGAUCCCAUUCGGACGACCGUCCGUACAUUUGUUCAAUGUGCGAUCGUGGCUUCAAGACGAAUAUCACAUUACAAAAUCAUAGGAAUGUGCAUCUAGGAAAUAAGCCGCAUCCGUGUUUGUCGUGUGAGAGUCGCUUUACCACAGCUGGAGACUUGGCCAGGCACGUUCGAUACAAGCAUACCUUCGAAAAGCGUCAUAAGUGCACUGAGUGUGAUUAUGCUACCGUCGAAAUGAGUAAGUUACGGCGCCACAUUCGUGCGCACACUGGUGAACGUCCAUACCAGUGCCCUCAUUGCACCUACGCUUCGCCGGACAGUUUUAAACUGAAACGACAUUUGCGCACACACACCGGCGAGAAACCCUACGAAUGUGAUAUCUGCCAAUCCCGGUUUACACAAUCGAACUCACUUAAGGCUCACAAACUUAUACACAGCGUGGAUGACAAGCCCGUCUUCCAGUGUGCGCUAUGUCCAACGACAUGCAGCCGUAAAUCGGACCUGCGGAUUCACGUACAAAAGCUGCACUAUUCUGAUACGCCAAUUAUAUGUAAAAGGUGCGGCAAGGAUUUGCCCGAUCGGUAUAGCUACAAGAUGCAUGUUAAAACUCAUGAAGGAGAACGUUGUUACAGUUGUGACCAGUGCCACUACAAAUCGAUUUCCACGCGAAAUCUGGAAAUGCAUAAACAAAUUCACAGCGAUGAAAAGCCAUUUGAGUGUGAUAAAUGUGGACAAACCUUCCGACAGAAGCAGCUACUUGGGCGUCAUAUAAAUAUUUAUCACAAUGAAAAUUACGUACCACCUCCAAGGCUUGAGAAGACACAUCACUGUCCAUAUUGUACGCGUGUAUUUGCCCAUAAGGGUAAUAUGGUACGGCACAUGCAGUUGCAUGAUGUUGCUGAGGAGAAAGGCAAGAAUGAAAUAAAAGUUAAAGUUGAAACCGAGCACGGGGAAAAUAUAUUAAAUUUCGAAGAUUCCUAUAUCGACGAGGAAGAUGAAACAAACAGCGUUGAAAACUUUGAAGAGUAUGAAAUAAUCGAGGAAAUAGAAGAAGCAGAAGGCGACAUAACUAUAGAAACAUUGGAGCCCACUACUAGCAAAUCACACAACGUAAGGAGUGCCAAAAUAGUGAAACCAAAACAGGAGCAAGUAAAAGAAAAUAAGUAUGGUAUAAAAAUAGAAAAUGAAUUUGAAGCAAUAGAUGAGGAUGACGAGAGUGGUUUGCCUGGUUAUAUGGUCGUAAAAGUAAUGCAAAGUGACGAUGAAUUAGAGGAUGACGGUGAUGAUUGUGUUAUUUUAACUAACUUGGAAAACGUAAAACCGACAGAUAAUAAUGAAAACAAGGGGGAUGCUGCAAAUUGUUUCGGCUUCAAGCUCGAAGAAGGCGAAGAUGAUGAUGAAUUUGAGGAAGCUGUUUUUCUGAACAUAGUCGAAGAAAAUUAAUGUAUUUAAGAAGUUCUACUUUAUUUUUAGCUGCUUUGAAGUACAUGUAUGUGCAUACAUAAGUAUCCAUAUGUACGGUGACGAACAAAAGUAUUGGUACAGAGAAUUUUUCGCAAUAUAUGCAAAGUUUUUUCAUUCU
Rhagoletis zephyria (snowberry fruit fly) is the source of this 2526-nucleotide messenger RNA. RefSeq names its product transcriptional repressor CTCF-like. The record is from RefSeq and is a predicted model, not a curated record. Gene Ontology annotation, molecular function: RNA polymerase II cis-regulatory region sequence-specific DNA binding; DNA-binding transcription activator activity, RNA polymerase II-specific. Gene Ontology annotation, biological process: regulation of transcription by RNA polymerase II. Gene Ontology annotation, cellular component: nucleus. NCBI's taxonomy places the organism in Eukaryota, Metazoa, Arthropoda, Insecta, Diptera, Tephritidae.